Molecule: messenger RNA, 5772 nt
Organism: Solea solea (common sole)
Lineage: Eukaryota; Metazoa; Chordata; Actinopteri; Pleuronectiformes; Soleidae
Product: NACHT, LRR and PYD domains-containing protein 12-like
Exons: 22
Coding region: 143-5032 (1629 amino acids)
Molecular function (GO): metal ion binding; protein binding
Source: RefSeq, a predicted model, not a curated record
CAGUCGCUGACCUUGGUUCAGUCGCCGACUUUGGUUCAGUCGCCGUUUUAACUGCGCAGCACAAAGACAGAACGUUUUCUCUUGUGUGAUUGGUCACUGGACUGAACACAGAUCCACAUCAGAUGUCCUCCAGGAAACAGGAAUGAAGAGAAUGACUGAAGUCCAGCAGAUGAGUGAUUGUGUGGAGAAAGACGAGGACAGAGCAGAGUCUCCAGGACCCAGCUGUCUGUCUGUGAAGAGUGACCAGUCUAUGUAUCGACCUCUAAGCUUCAGUCAUGAACCUGGAGCCUCAGACACAAAAGGUCAGAACCAGGGACAGAGAGCGGAGUCUCCAGGACCCAGCUGUCUGUCUGUGAAGAGUGACCAGUCUUUGGAACGAAUUAUACGUUUCAAUCGUGAACCUGGAGACUCAGAGACACAACACAAGUUUGCCGUUUCUGUGGACAAGCAUACGUCCUGCUGUCCUCUGUGUCAGGACGUCCUGAAGGAUCCAGUCUCCACCAGCUGUGGUCACUGGUUCUGCAAAACACCCAGAACAGGACGUGGACCACAGACCAUCAGUGUACAAACAGAUGUUGGUCUGCAGGAGGUUCUACAUGAACAUAAGAUGAGUCUGAGGAGGAGAUUUGAACAUGUGACUGAAGGAACUGAUGGAAGAGGAAGUAGAACCCUCCUGAACAGGAUCUUCACUGAGCUCUACAUCACAGAGGGACAGAGUGAAGAGGUCAAUACUCAACAUGAGGUGAUGCAGCUGGAGACGACCUCCAAGAAGAAGACGGUCCAGGACACUCCCAUCAAGUGCUGUGACAUCUUUAAAGCCUUACCUGACCAGCAGGGGCGUAUCAGAGUCGUCCUGACCAACGGUGUUGCUGGUGUUGGAAAAACCUUCUCGGUGCAGAAGUUCACUCUGGACUGGGCCGAGGGUUUGGAAAACCUGGAUGUGAAUCUGCUGAUUGUGCUUUCGUUCAGGGAGCUGAACCUGAUCAGAGAUGAGCAGCACAGUCUUCUCACACUGCUCCAUGUUUUCUAUCCAACAUUACAGAAGGUCAGAGCAGAGAACCUCGCUGUGUGUAAACCUUUGUUCAUCUUUGACGGCCUGGAUGAAAGCAGACUCUCACUGGACUUCAACAACAGAUCGCUUGUUUCUGACGUCACACACAGGUCAUCAGUCAACGUGCUGCUGACCAACCUCAUCCAGGGGAAUCUGCUUCCCUCGGCUCUCAUCUGGAUAACUUCCCGACCUGCAGCGGCCAAUCAGAUCCCUCCUACAUGUGUUGACAGGGUAACAGAAGUACGAGGCUUCACUGACGACCAGAAGGACGAGUUCUUCAGGAAGAGAUCCAGAACUGAAGAUGUGUCCAGCAGAAUCAUCUCACACAUCAAGACGUCCAGGAGCCUCCAUAUCAUGUGUCAAAUCCCAGUCUUCUGCUGGAUCAGUGCUACAGUUCUGGAGCACAUGUUGACCACAGAGCAGAGAGGAGAGCUGCCCAAGACCCUGACAGACCUGUACUCACACUUCCUGCAGGUUCAGACAAAGAGGAAGAAGAACAAGUUUGAUAAAGGAUCUGAGACGAGUCCACAGGAACUGAUGGAGGCCGACAGGGACGUUCUUCUGAAGCUGGGGAAGCUGGCCUUUGAACAUCUGCAGAAAGGAGACAUCAUGUUCUACCAAGAAGACCUGGAGCAGUGUGGUCUUGAUGUGACAGAGGCCUCUGUGUACUCAGGAGUUUGUACAGAGAUCUUCAGAGGAGAGAGCGUGAUCUUCCAGAAAAAAGUCUACUGCUUUGUUCAUCUGAGCGUUCAGGAGUUUCUGGCCGCAGUCUACAUGUUCCACUGUUUCACCAACAGGAAGACAGAGGUACUGCAGGACUUCUUCAGAAAAAAAGAUGGUGAUGAUGAUGGUGGUGGUUACACUUCUCUGGAUGUCUUCCUGAAAGAAGCCAUGGAGAAAUCACUUCAAAGUGAAAAUGGUCACCUGGACCUGUUUGUUCGCUUCCUUCAUGGACUCUGUCUGGAGUCCAACCAGAGACUCUUAGGAGGUCUGCUGGGUCAGACUCAGAACAGUCCAGAAAUCAUCCAGAGAGUCAUCGAGAACCUGAAGGAGAUGAACACAGACAACAUCUCACCUGACAGAAGCAUCAACAUCUUCCACUGUCUGACAGAGAUAAACGACCAAUCAGUGCAUCAGAAGAUCCAAGAGUUCAUGAAGUCAAAGGACAGAGGACAGAAACUCUCUGAGAUCCACUGCUCAGCUCUGGCCUACAUGCUGCAGAUGUCUGAGGAGGUUCUGGAUGAGUUGGACCUGAACAAGUACAACACAACGGUCCAGGGAAAACGCAGACUGAUUCCAGCUGUGAGGAACUGCAGGAAGGCUCGGUUGAGGGACUGCAGUUUGUCAGAGAUCAGCUGUUCUUCUCUGGUCUCAGUUCUGAAAUCCAACUCCUCCCACCUGAGAGAGCUGGACCUGAGCUGGAACUAUUAUCUGCAGGAUCCAGGAGUGAAGCUGCUGUGUUCUGGACUGGAGAGUCCACUUUGUAGACUGAAGACUCUGAAGUUGAGGGGCUGCAGUUUGUCAGAGAUCAGCUGUUCUUCUCUGGUCUCAGUUCUGAAGUCUAACUCCUCCCACCUGAGAGAACUGGACCUGAGUAAGAACAAGGAUGUGAGGGAUUCAGGAGUGAAGCUGCUGUGUUCUGGACUGGAGAGUCCACAUUGUGGACUGGAGACUCUGAAGUUGAGGGACUGCAGUUUGUCAGAGAUCAGCUGUUCUUCUCUGGUCUCAGUUCUGAAAUCCAACUCCUCCCACCUGAGAGAGCUGGACCUGAGCUGGAACUAUUAUCUGCAGGAUCCAGGAGUGAAGCUGCUGUGUUCUGGACUGGAGAGUCCACUUUGUAGACUGAAGACUCUGAAGUUGAGGGGCUGCAGUUUGUCAGAGAUCAGCUGUUCUUCUCUGGUCUCAGUUCUGAAGUCUAACUCCUCCCACCUGAGAGAACUGGACCUGAGUAAGAACAAGGAUGUGAGGGAUUCAGGAGUGAAGCUGCUGUGUUCUGGACUGGAGAGUCCACAUUGUGGACUGGAGACUCUGAAGUUGAGGGGCUGCAGUUUGUCAAAGAUCAGCUGUUCUUCUCUGGUCUCAGUUCUGAGGUCUAACUCCUCCCACCUGAGAAAACUGGACCUGAGCUGGAACAAGGAUCUGCAAGAUUCAGGAGCGAUUCUGCUGUGUUCUGGACUGGAGAGUCCACUUUGUAGACUGGAGACUCUGAAGUUGAGGGGCUGCAGUUUGUCAGACAUCAGCUGUUCUUCUCUGGUCUCAUCUCUUAAGUCCAACCCCUCCCACCUGAAAGAACUGGACCUGAGUGGGAACUAUCUGCAGGAUUCAGGAGUGAAGCUUCUGUCUGAUCUUGUGGAGAGUCCAGACUACAGACUGGACACUCUCAGGUUGAGGGACUGCAGUUUGUCAGAGAUCAGCUGUUCUUCUCUGGUCUCAGUUCUGAAAUCCAACUCCUCCCACCUGAGAGAACUGGACCUGAGCUGGAACUAUUAUCUGCAGAAUUCAGGAGUGAAGCUGCUGUGUUCUGGACUGGAGAGUCCACAUUGUAAACUGGAGACUCUGAAGUUGAGGGACUGCAGUUUGUCAGAGAUCAGCUGUUCUUCUCUGGUCUCAGUUCUGAAAUCCAACUCCUCCCACCUGAGAGAACUGGACCUGAGCUGGAACUAUUAUCUGCAGAAUUCAGGAGUGAAGGUGCUGUGUUCUGGACUGGAGAGUCCACAUUGUAGACUGAAGACUCUAAAGUUGAGGGGCUGCAGUUUGUCAGAGAUCAGCUGUUCUUCUCUGGUCUCAGUUCUGAGGUCUAACUCCUCCCACCUGAGAGAACUGGACCUGAGUAAGAACAAGGAUGUGAGGGAUUCAGGAGUGAUUCUGCUGUGUUCUGCACUGGAGAGUCCACAUUGUGGACUGGAGACUCUGGGGUUGAGGGGCUGCAGUUUGUCAAAGAUCAGCUGUUCUUCUCUGGUCUCAGUUCUGAGGUCUAACUCCUCCCACCUGCAAAAACUGGACCUGAGUGACAACAAGGAUCUACAGGAUUCAGGAGUGAUUCUGCUGUGUUCUGGACUGGAGAGUCCACAUUGUAGACUGGAGACUCUGAAAUUGAGGGACUCCUAUUUGUCAGAGAUCAGCUGUUCUUCUGUGGUCUCAGCUCUGAAGUCCAACCCCUCCCACCUGAGAGAGCUGGACCUGAGCUGGAACGAUCUGCAGGAUUUAGGAGUGAAGUUGCUGUGUUCUGGACUGGAGAGUCCACAUUGUAGACUGGAGACUCUGAAUUUGAGUUGCUGCAGUUUGUCAGAGAUCAGCUGUUCUUCUCUGGUCUCAGUUCUGAAGUCCAACUCCUCCCACCUGAGAAAACUGGACCUGAGUCAGAACCAGGAUCUGCAGGAUUCAGGAGUGAAGCUGCUGUGUUCUGGACUGGAGAGUCCACAUUGUAAACUGAAGACUCUGAAGUUGAGGAGCUGCUAUUUGUCAGAGAUCAGCUGUUCUUCUAUAGUCUCAGUUCUGAAGUCCAACUCCUCCCACAUGAGAGAACUGGACCUGAGUGAAAACUAUGAUGUGCAGGAUUCAGGAGUGAAGCUGCUGUGUUCUGGACUGGAGAGUCCACAUUGUGGACUGGAGACUCUGGGGUUGAGGGGCUGCAGUUUGUCAGAGAUCAGCUGUUCUUCUCUGGUCUCAGUUCUGAGGUCUAACUCCUCCCACCUGAGAGACCUGGACCUGAGUCACAACUAUGAUCUGCAGGAUUCAGGAGUGAAGCUGCUGUGUUCUGGACUGGAGAGUCCACAUUGUAGACUGAAGACUCUGAAGUUGAGUAACUGCAGUUUGUCAGAGAUCAGCUGUUCUUCUCUGGCCUCAGCUCUUAAGUCCAACUCCUCCCACAUGAGAGAACUGGACCUGAGUGAGAACAAUCUGCAGGAUUCAGGAGUGAAGCCUCUGUCUGAUCUUGUGAAGAGUCCGGACUACAGACUGGACACUCUGAGGUGGGAGUGAUGAUGAUCUUCAUCCUGAGUCCUGCUCUGUGACGCAGAUUCAGCAGAUCUGGGACAAACAUCAUCUGAAGGACAAACCAAACAAACACAAACGCUGAUGGUGUCGUUUUUCUGUGGCCAUGACGCCGUGACAUCACUUUUAACCUCGUCAGCUCGGUCCAGUCGUCCCGAACCUGUGACAUUGUGACAUGUGAACAUUUCACAUAUUCACAACUUCAUUCUUUACGAGACGUUUUCCGUUCACGACCCUGUUACUCCCAUCAUGCCUUUUUGGCUGUUGUUCACGAACUCUUCUGUUAUUUAAGUUUCACAUUCACAAUUGGAAAUUCACAAACAAAAACAAAUGUCUCUGUGUUGAUAAAAGAAAGUACAAAAAGAACAGUGUAUAUAUAUAUCAACGAUCUCCCCCUCACAGAACAAAAAACUAUCAUAACUCUUAAUGUAUGCUGUAACUUGUAAAGUAAACUGACUGACCAUACUCUCGCACUUUUUUUCAUUUCGUUUACUUUUGAUGUGUUGUGUUCAAGAUUGCAGCAGCAUACUUGUACUGUAUUUACUAGGAAAACAAUGGAAGUUGAAUGGAAGUCUCAAUAAUUAUUUGUUUCUCUACUAUCCCUCCGCUUUUAUUUUGAGUUGAAGCUUUUCCUUUUGGGUCACCUGACUUCCUGUUCUUCACUUCGUUCCUCAGAAGGAAAAAAAGGUAAAAUAAAUAGUCAAAAAAUAAACGGCCCGAAAAAACAA